AUGCAAGGUACGAAUUGGGUGCUUGUGACGGUGCUCAUCGGUGUUUUUGUUGUUGUCACAGUUUCAUCAGAUCGCGAGCACGAAGCACACGGUGCAACUAGUGCUAAGUUCCGCGUAGAUCACGAGGCGAAAGGUCAACAUAAUCCACAUGCUGAUCACAAAGCCGUUCUUGGGUCGAAAAAGUCGGCCGAUGAGUUCGACGAUUUGCCGGCCGAGGAGUCAAAACGUCGGUUGGGCAUAAUCGCACUUCGUAUGGACAAGAAUGGAGAUGGAUUUGUGGAUUCAGAUGAGCUUACUGAUUGGAUUCAUAAUAGUGCAUCAUUCAUAUUUGACUUGAAUGUGAGCAGAUUGUGUUUGGUUGAAGAGAGUGUUAUUGUUUUGUAUGAUAUUUUUUGGUCGAUGAUUUCGUUGGAUAGAGAAGAAACCACAGAACGAUUCACUGAGAUGGAUGUGAACAGAGAUGGCUUUGUUACGUGGGACGAAUAUCUUACCGAGGCAUUCGGCGACGGUGAAUUACCUCUUGAGGAGCUGGAUGCAGAUGAUAAAAAGUUAAUGGAAGAAGAUCGACGAUAUUUUAUGAGUGCAGAUUUGGAUCACGACGAUCGUCUUUCAACCGAAGAGUUCGAUGCGUUCCAAAAUCCAGAGCACUAUCCUCAUAUGCACAAGACACUUAUCGAAAUGACAAUGCUCGAAAAGGAUCGAAAUUCGGAUGGUAAAAUCGAUUUGAAGGAGUUUUUGGGCGAUAUAAGUGACAACGUUGAAUCAGAAUGGUACACGGUGGAGAAAAGUCGUUUCGAAGAUGAAUACGAUGUUGACAAGAAUCUAUUCCUCGAGGGUGAUGAAAUCACAAAAUGGUUGAUACCAAAUUUGGAAGAAACUGCACGACAGGAAGCUGAUCACCUUAUAAGCAGUGCUGAUAAAGACGAUGAUGGACGAUUGACGAUUGAUGAGAUCGUCAAUGAGCAUGCAUUAUUUGUUGGUUCUGAGGCGACAAACUUCGGUGAACGACUCACUGACAUGUCGCAUGAAGAAUUAUGA
Messenger RNA from Anisakis simplex (herring worm), 1038 nucleotides. NCBI's taxonomy places the organism in Eukaryota, Metazoa, Nematoda, Chromadorea, Rhabditida, Anisakidae. The record is from the annotation of a GenBank genome assembly.